AUGACGACCAUGCACGGCUACGGCAACAGCUGGUUCACCAACCUGAACAAUCUGGGGACCGAGUACAUGCAGCAACACGCGCCGAAAGAAGACGCAGCCGCGCCCAUGCACAACUACGGUGACUCAUGGUUCGAGAACCUGAACAACCAGAGGGUGCAGUACGAAUCCGCGCACCAACCCCACAACUACGGCGACGCGUGGUUCGAGAACCUCAACACCCAGAGAAUGCAGUUCGAGCAGUUCCACACACCACAACAGCAACCACACAACUACGGCGCCAUGUGGUUCGACGGCUACCAGCAGAUGUGGGAACAGUGGCAGAACUCGAAGAAGGCCGGGCAGGCCUGA
Molecule: messenger RNA, 348 nt
Organism: Fonsecaea erecta
Lineage: Eukaryota; Fungi; Ascomycota; Eurotiomycetes; Chaetothyriales; Herpotrichiellaceae
Exons: 1
Coding region: 1-348 (115 amino acids)
Source: RefSeq, a predicted model, not a curated record